Acanthoscelides obtectus is the source of this 1479-nucleotide messenger RNA. Lineage: Eukaryota; Metazoa; Arthropoda; Insecta; Coleoptera; Chrysomelidae. The record is from the annotation of a GenBank genome assembly.
GAAGUCUUUGGAACACUUGCACAAAUGUCCUUCUGUCUGGGUGUACCCGUUGGCGAAAUCUGUCGCGAUAAAUUUGAGCUGCAAGAUUGGAAUUCUGUCGAGCUUCACCGUAAACUAACAACAGAUGCCCCAGUUUGCAAAACCAACAAAACCAUAGUCGUCGGCGCCUCCCGCGGAGAAAGCGUGGACAUCGUCUGCGAGAUCGAAUCCGACCCCCCAGCCAGAUCGUACCGUUGGAAGUUCAACAACUCCGGUGAAACCUUGGAAGUGUCAUCGGAACGGUUCGCUUCGACCAGCAACGGGAGUAUCAGCAUCUUGCGGUACACGCCGGUGUCGGAGUUGGACUAUGGGUCACUGACUUGUUGGGCGAGUAAUCGGGUGGGACACCAGGUGCAACCUUGUGUGUUUCAGGUGGUUGCUGCAGGCAAACCCUUCCCCGUAAAGAACUGCACCUUCUCCAACCAAACCACCAACUCGAUGGAAGUGUUCUGCCUCCCAGGCUUCGACGGCGGUCUCCCCCAGCAUUUCCUCCUGGAGUUUUAUAUCUCAGAGUCCGGCCGACCUCGCUUCAACAUGACCUCAUACACGGAGCCGUACUUCUUCCUUGAAAACCUGGAACCGGACAUGACGUUUCGGAUCGUCGUGUUCGCCGUAAACUCUAAGGGAAGGAGUCCUGGGGUCACGCUGGAAGGAGUCACUUUCAGAGAUGCUGAGAAAAGGACAGGUAAUUUAUGCUCAUAGACUUAAGAAUGAGAUUUAUAAAACUGCAGUUAUGAAUUACUGGCAGAGGAACUUGAUACCAUCAAUAAUCGUAUUUUUCCUGAAGAUAGCCAAAAAAUAGUGUUUAUAUUACCAAAUUAAACAACAACGAAGAUAAAUCAUAAUUAUUGUAGCAAAUGUUGAAGUAUAGUAUUUGAUUCUAGUAGUAGUCGAAAUUAUACUGCUUGAUAUACCUAGAGCAAUUUUUUAUUCAAAGAAAAUAUGCAUAUCCGAUUAUAAAUAUUAUAAUUAUUUCGAAAAUCCAACCAUUUUUUCAGGCGCUCAAAAAUGACCUUAAGAGCUCCAACUCUUUUGAAAGUGGAUUUCUGAAUCCAUUUUUGUGGUGUGCUACUGUCUCACAGAUGGCGCUAGAGUAUCUUUCAUAUCCCAAGUUGGACGUUGAAAUGCAGCAUACGGCUGGCUAGAAUACGUUGACUUCGACAAUAUAUAAAGAUUUAAGUUUAAUUUUGCUGUUUUUUUCAUAAUCACGUUUAUGCUAUUAUAUUUUUGUUCAUACGAUUUGCAUUUAACAAGAGUUGCUGCUUCUUGUCGGUUGGCUACUAUUAAUUAUUUGAAAUAUUCUGUUAAUUACUAACUAUUUACCGAUUCAGCACGUGUAGGUCUGUAGGUGGAUCUUAAGCCAUUUCGUUUUUUAUUGCCAUUUCAUUCUAUUUUGUUGCAUUUUUGCUGUAUCAUAUCAAUAAAGUUUAUUUUUGAGUU